UUAAUGGCUUCAACUGACAAGCGAGUUGGGAUUACUAAUAAUAUCAAAAAGUUGUCAACUUGGGUGAUCGAGUAAGCCUAUAUAAGUGUUCACAAACUCUGAGUAAGGAAGAGCACAAGUAAUCUUAUAUAUCUGAGAAGUUUUGUGAUAAUAGCUAGCUAGUCAUGGGUUCUUCUUCUCAAAAGAGGGUUGUAGUGUUACUUCUUGUCUUGAGCAUUUUCUUGGAAUUGAGUGCCAUCACUUUUGGUGAUGAUAAGCUUGAAGAGUUGAGGUGGGGUAAUGAUAAUGGUUGUGGUCGAUUUGGUAGGAGAGGUUGUGGUGGACGUGGAGGAUGGGGCGGACGCGGAGGACGUGGUGGAUGGGGAGGGCGUGGUGGACGUGGAGGAGGUGCUGGAGGAGGUUUUGGAGGCGGAGCUGGAGGUGGAGUGGGUGGUGGGGGAGGUCUUGGUGGAGGAGCAGGUGGUGGUGGUGGACUAGGUGGGGGAGGAGGAGGAGGUCUCGGGGGAGGAGCGGGAGGUGGACUAGGUGGAGGAGGAGGUCUCGGAGGUGGAGGUGGACUAGGUGGAGGAGCGGGAGGUGGAGUAGGUGGCGGAGGAGGUCUUGGGGGAGGAGCAGGUGGUGGAGGUGGAGGAGGACUAGGGGGAGGAGCAGGUGGUGGAGCUGGUGGUGGUGUAGGUGGCGGUGCUGGAGGAGGUGUUGGUGGAGGUGGUGGAUUUGGUGGUGGUGGAGGAGGAGGUGUAAGUGGAGGUUCAGGUCAUGGUGGUGGAUUUGGAGCAGGAGGAGGUGUAGGUGGUGGUGCAGGAGGAGGGCUUGGUGGUGGAGCUGGUGGAGGUGGAGGUAGUGGUGGUGGAGGAGGUAUCGGAGGUGGUUCUGGACAUGGUGGAGGUUUUGGUGCCGGAGGUGGUGUUGGAGGAGGUGCUGGAGGCGGAGGUGGAGGAGGAGGCGGUGGUGGUGGAGGAGGAGGUGGCGGUCUUGGAGGUGGUUCAGGCCACGGUGGUGGAUUUGGUGCAGGUGGUGGAGUUGGAGGCGGAGUAUCGGAGUUGGAAUUGGAAUUGGUAUUGGAGUUGGUGUUGGUGCUGGAGCUGGCAAAGGUGUUGGAGUAG
Molecule: messenger RNA, 1103 nt
Organism: Solanum lycopersicum (tomato)
Lineage: Eukaryota; Viridiplantae; Streptophyta; Magnoliopsida; Solanales; Solanaceae
Source: RefSeq, a predicted model, not a curated record